AUGGUCAAGGAGACAAAGUUCUACGACCUCCUCGAGGUCUCCCCCACCGCCUCCGAGGCGGAGCUCAAGAAGGCCUACCGAAAGAAGGCGUUGAAGGAGCACCCAGACAAGGGUGGCGACCCGGAAAAGUUCAAGUCCAUCACCGCGGCAUACGAGGUGCUCGCCGACUCUGACAAGCGCGACCUCUACGACCGCUUCGGUGAGCAGGGCCUCGAGGGCGGCGGAAUGGGCGGCGGCAUGGACCCACAGGACCUCUUCUCCCAGCUCUUUGGCGGCGGAGGCGGCGGCUUCUUCGGCGGCCAGGGCGGCCGUCCGCGCGGCCCACGCAAGGGCAAGGACCUCGUCCACCGCGUCAAGGUCUCGCUCGAGGAGCUCUACGCCGGCAAGGUCACCAAGCUCGCACUCCAGAAGCACGUCCUCUGCAAAAAGUGCGACGGCCGCGGCGGCAAGGAGGGCGCUGUCAAGACGUGUGGCGGAUGCAAUGGCCAGGGUAUCAAGGUCGUCCUCCGACAACUCGGCCCCAUGGUCCAGCAGAUGCAGCAGACCUGCCCCGAGUGCCAGGGCAACGGCGAGAUCAUCAACGCAAAGGACCGCUGCAAGGAGUGCAACGGCAAAAAGAUCAACCAGGAGCGCAAGGUGCUCGAAGUCCGCAUCGACAAGGGCAUGGAGGACGGCCAGCACAUCACCUUUAAAGAGGAGGCCGACCAGGCGCCCAACACCAUCCCCGGCGACGUCAUCAUUGUCGUCGACGAAAAGCCACACCCGCGCUUCAAGCGCAGGAAGAACGACCUCUACAUUGACGUCGAGGUCGACCUGCUCACAGCGCUCGCCGGCGGCAAGAUCCUCAUCGAGCACCUCGACGACCACGCCCUCUCCGUCGAGAUCCCCGCAGGCGAGGUGAUCAAGCCUGGCGAGGUCAAGGUGCUGCGCGGUCAGGGCAUGCCCAGCUACCGCCACCACGAGCUCGGCGACCUCUACGUCAACCUCAGCGUCGCCUUCCCCGAAACCAUCGACCUCGACGCCAUCCCGCUCCUCGAAAAGGCGCUCCCACCGCGCAACGCCUUGCCCAAGACCAAGAAGGAGGUCGAUGUCGAGGAUGUCCAGAUGGACGACCUCGACGAGCGCGAGGCGCGCAACGCCAAGCCCAACGGCGCAGGCGCUCAGCACAUGGGCAUGGACGACGACGACGAAGACGGCCCCGGCGGCGGACCCCAGGUGCAGUGCGCCCAGUCCUAA
Molecule: messenger RNA, 1236 nt
Organism: Moesziomyces antarcticus
Lineage: Eukaryota; Fungi; Basidiomycota; Ustilaginomycetes; Ustilaginales; Ustilaginaceae
Product: chaperone regulator
Exons: 2
Coding region: 1-1236 (411 amino acids)
Biological process (GO): response to heat; protein refolding
Cellular component (GO): cytoplasm; nucleus; cytosol
Molecular function (GO): ATP binding; Hsp70 protein binding
Source: RefSeq, a predicted model, not a curated record